Geodia barretti is the source of this 531-nucleotide messenger RNA. Lineage: Eukaryota; Metazoa; Porifera; Demospongiae; Tetractinellida; Geodiidae. The record is from the annotation of a GenBank genome assembly.
AUGCUGAAGCACAUCGCCUUCUCGAGUCAGGAAGAUUUCUUUCUCUUCCCCACAAUCGAGAAUAUGGCAUCCACUCCAAAUGGAGUGUCCCAGCGUCCACUGUUCACCACAUAUCGAUCUCCUUUCACUGGCACUGUCUGGCUCUUGGGAAGCAUCCCAGAGUUUGUGAAACUUCGGGUUCUUAGGCAGUGGUUCUCAAGCUCCCCUCCUGAGCACGUGGACUACAUGUGCAGGGCUGUAAUGAACAUCGAUAGCAGGAGCAUAUACAAUAUCCUCUCCAUGGCUGAUCAGGAAAUGAAGGAGGUAGUGGACUUGCCCGUGGACACUAUUAGAGAGGUUAUAGACAAGCUAGUCUUCUACUAUGGAGUGAGGGACAAGUGGAACAGUGAGAAAAUGUAUGAGGAGAUGGUGGAGAGGUUCCCUGGGAAAGAUAUCAACCUCUGCAAGUCUGGCUACUCACAUUCGUUUGUCAUCGACUCCUCCCAUCCAAUGGCUGAAUACGUUUAUAACAAACUGCCAAAAGUUGAAUGA